Dermacentor andersoni is the source of this 5800-nucleotide messenger RNA. RefSeq names its product L-type amino acid transporter minidiscs (gene mnd). Gene Ontology annotation, molecular function: L-amino acid transmembrane transporter activity. Lineage: Eukaryota; Metazoa; Arthropoda; Arachnida; Ixodida; Ixodidae. The record is from RefSeq and is a predicted model, not a curated record. Gene Ontology annotation, cellular component: membrane. Gene Ontology annotation, biological process: amino acid transmembrane transport.
UACAGAACUGCGAUAUCUGUUCUUAGCGCAGAGCUACGAAUUCGUAAACUUCGUGCUUCCAAUUUUUUCAGUCCUACCUAUUUUCGAACGUUCUUUUAAAAAAUUCGGACUCUAAACGAAAAUUCCACUUCCAACAGUCACUAGAAAUUAACAUUCUCUCUCAAGUUCUAUAAAUUCAUUAAAAUCGGCCCAGUGGUUAUCUCAGAAAAACGUUUCUGCGUUUUACAUGUAUUUGAAUAGACGGAAUCGGAGUUGGGACCGAGCUAAAACUUCCUCUUCAGUCCCAUUUGCAUUUCGAAGGUUAUCGAAGCAGCUUCUGUCCUCACGCAUGCGUGUGUGGUCUAUAUACCGUCUUGGUUUAGUGGGGACGUGCUGCGUCAUCGACUACGAUAAAAUAUUGAGCAGUCUAGCCACUGAAACGCAGUGUCUUCGUGUUUUGGCAAAUGGUGUGACCUAACAUUUCCUGUUGCCUGUUGCUGGUAAUGGUAAUGAAGCGAACGGCUGAAUAACGCCCGCGCAAAAAAAAAAAGAAAAAAAAAGAAAAAGAACUAUAUAAGAAACCCCUCAGUUGAAAGGGCGAUCUCGGUUUCGAAAGUCUGUUCUUAUACGUCGUUUUAAAUUUUUUUUUCUUUAUUGAAUAGCGUCGCAUGAGAAUUAUCGGCACUUACAAGAUUUAUAGGCAAUUUUCGGUCGUCACGCUGCAAUUUUGGGGCUUAGUUUUAUGGCUGUUGUCGUUAUCGCUUUCUCAUUAUUAUGCAGGCUCAACCAUGAGCAGAAGGGCAGUGGCCAAAGUCAGGUGCAAAGCCUACCAGUGGCCAGACGGACCUAGUCUUCGGCCGUUUAUUCCUUGUGAGGAACGGGUGUAUCCUUAGGUCGUCGCGAUCGGAACAUCGUCCAGCGACGCUCGGAGCUAUGUGUGUUUAGCCCUAUCGUCGCCUUUCGCUGCACUCGCCCCGAGUAGCGCCACUGGUUCAGCACUUUCUGCUCAGCACUCGGCUGGCGCGUGCCUGAAAUAAUGGUCCAGAGCGAGCGUCCGAGCGAAACGUCGCCCCUUCUGCCCAAGUCUCCUGACAUUCAGCACAACUCGCCUCCAGGCAGCCAUGGAUCACCAAAUGCUGUGCAGCUCAAGAAGAAGCUCGGUCUUGCCAAUGGCGUAUCGAUGAUCGUUGGCACGAUUGUCGGGGCCGGCAUUUUUGUGUCGCCUGCUGGCGUUGUCCGUUAUGCCGGAUCCGUGGGCAUGUCUUUGGUCGUGUGGGUACUUUCGGGCGCUGCCUGUUUCAUUGGGGCACUAUGUUACACUGAACUGGGCACCAUGAUUCCAAAGUCAGGAGGAGACUACGCUUACAUCUCGGCUGCAUUUGGGCCUUUCGCCGCGUUUCUUCAACUCUGGACGAAUCUCGUAAUAGUGCAGCCGGCUGGCAAUGCUAUCGUAGCGCUCACGUUUGCGAACUACCUGCUACGACCGUUCUACAAUGACGUGGAAUGCAUCCCGCCUCCCUUGGCCCUCAGGCUCUUAGCAGCCAUUGUCUUAUGUUUACUUACCUUUAUCAACUGCUACAAUGUCAAGUGGGCAACAUUUGUUCAAGACUCCCUCAUGUUUGCUAAGGUCAUCGCUUUGGUCAUCAUCAUUAUCGCAGGCUUUGUGCACCUUGGUCAAGGUAACAUAGGAAACCUCCAGAACAUGUUUGAAGGGACAACUACGGAUCCUGGGCUCAUUUGCUUGUCAUUUUAUUCUGGUCUCUUUUCCUACGCAGGAUGGAACUACUUGAACUUUGUAACUGAGGAAUUGAAGAACCCUUUUAGGAACUUGCCAUUUGCUAUCUACAUUUCAUUACCCAUGGUGACAAUCAUAUACCUCCUUGCCAAUGUGUCCUACUUCGUUGUCCUCACUGCUGAUGAAGUUCAGUCAGCAAAUGCCGUGGCUGUGACAUUUGGGGAGAAAGUUCUUGGUGUGAUGUCGUGGAUUAUGCCAGUCUCUGUGGCACUUUCUACAUUUGGAGGCCUCAAUGGUGGAAUAUUUGCAUCCUCUCGGUUAUUUUUUGUAGGUGCAAGACAGGGACACCUGCCUACUUGCCUUGCAAUGAUCAAUGUGUCCCACUUUACACCAGCUCCCAGCCUAGUCUUCUUGUGCCUUCUCAGCCUGCUGUACCUGACAAACACUGACGUGUUUGUUCUAAUAACAUACACUGCCUUCAGUGAGGCCAUGUUUAUAAUGCUGUCUGUGGGUGGGCUCCUUUGGCUUCGGAUAAAACAGCCCAAUACAAAACGACCAAUUAAGGUGAACAUCAUACUGCCCGUGUUGUUCUUCCUCAUAUCGCUGUUCCUUGUGGUGCUGCCAUUCUUCAGCCAGCCCCUGGAAACAUCCAUUGGUGCUGGCAUAAUGCUCUCUGGAAUCCCUGUUUACUUCCUCACAAUCUACUGGAAGGAUAAACCCCUUGCUUACAGAAGGACAAUUCGUGUGGUGACAGAGUAUGUGCAAAAGAUAUUGUACAGCGUUCCGCAAGAAGACAAGGUGGGAUCGGAUUAGCAGCGUGCAUCAAGGACAAUUCCCAAGAAACGACGCUUUGGCUCGACUCGAUAUAUAUAUAUAUAUAUAUGGAAAUUCUGUGCUUCUGAGGCGCAUCAGUUCGUGUGCUAGCCUCGUUUAUAGAAAAAAAAAAGCGUAUCUGUAAGAGUUAUUGCAAUAGAUUUGCGUGCGAAUAUGUAUUUCCUGGUGUUAAAAUGCAUUUUAAAAGAGCAGAAUAAGAACAUGGGUUUACGUAAACUUUUAUUUUUGUAUCUGCGGGACUUAAGUAAAUUUGUUUCCGAAUUUAUUCUUUUCUUUAUGAUAAUAUAUCCUGCAAUUCAUGCCUUAUUUUGUAUUUGAAGGCUUUGUGCUUAUGCAUGUGUUGUUUCUUGUUGACAAUUUCGAAGGAUGCUGCUCUGUAUAUUGCUAUAAUGAGGUGGUACACUGUAAAGAACAGCUUAUGCGUCAUAUCUUUGCGGUACUUAAGUUUUUCUGCUAGAAACGAAUACCGAGUUGUCUAAAAAAGUGCAUUUCUGUUGUUCAAACAAAUAAGUGUUGAUGUAUUGGGAUUGUACUGUGCUCUUGUAUAUGGGUUUAUAGGUCAUUGGAUAAGAAGGGAACAGAUGAAGACAUAAAAAUUACGUACAGGAUUCCACCACAGCCACUCCUCAAUUUUUUGGCGCAUUAUGUUAUUUUUCUCGCUAACAGGUGCAAAUCACGUGCUUUGCUCGUGAAAGCAACCAAAUUUGUAUCUCUCGCGCUUAGUUUCUGUAAGUGUGGGAUAAGGUUGCGUCUGACAUUUUCUGACCACAAAUGCAGUUUAGCUUACUGCAAUUAUCUUGUAUUUAGUCACGUCUACUAUUACUCAUUUCAACUUGGAAAGUGGGGAGAUCUGGCGUUGUAAAAAUCGGAUCUUUUCAUGCUGGCUUGUGUUAUGAGCAUUAAGCAUUUUUUAUGUUUCUGUUAUCAUAUUCACGUACAUUUUUCUCUUCUUGAGGAUACAUCGCAAAUCAAGUAGAAUACUGUGUAUUUUUGUUACCAUAUAUGCAACGAAAUUGUAUCCGUGCAGUUAGCGUAAUUGCUCAGAUUUAACUGUAGUUAAAUGGCAGCAUAGUGCAGUUUUGACUGAGUUAAAGGUUAUUUGGUUUCUUUUAAUUGUUCUUCUGUCGCCAAUAUUAUGGAAGUGUUCUUACAUAAAUGAAAAAAAGGUAUCGCGAUUCUAUGUGCGAGUGUUCAAAUAUUAACACUUCAAGGGGCACUGCGAUGUCUUUUGUUUUGUUUUGUAAAGUACAUUCUUUCGUUACUUCCGUCUGUAUUAUGAGUACUUGCUGUAUUUGCACUGACUUGAGGGACAAGAGUCGUAUUCCUGUUUCUGCUGCGCUCUGUAAAGAAGCGAGCGCAGUGCGAAUGAUUGAGAGCAUGAUAUUUCUAUUCGUUCUGUACGUGCUGACGAGCACAACCAAGCACUCGCGAAAACAAACGCAUCUGUGAACUGUUCAAACCACGGCGCAGUGCUCGGUACUGACAGCCCGUUUGUUGUGAGUGCGGAUGACGUGUGUACAUAUAUGUUGUUGUAAUGAAGUGCUCGUAGCAAGUUGAUGCCUUAUAGUGUGGGCUGGCGCUCUUCUGCUAUUUCCUUUUUGUAGAUAAAGCCACUGUUGCUUGUAUUUUAGUGUUUGUAUUCGGAAUGCAAGAAGUAGACUUUCUCCAAAACGCCGUUGACAAAAUUUUAGAAACUCCAUGAUCUGCACGGACUAGGACGUUACUGCCUGGAUUUUGUGAACACGAGUGGCUUUCAAUUCGAGCGUUCACUUUUGGUCGGUGAACUUUCAUUGAGUCAAAUUCAAGUACUUGUGUUUCUGAACAAGGGCGCGAAGUAGUGUUGUUUUUGUUAAUCAUAAUUAACCUGCUAUACAUUAUGACUACGCUUUCAAUUCAACAUAGAGUUAAGCAGGAAAGAUCACUGCUAAGACUUCCUGCUAAAUGCCAGCGUGGACUUGUGAUGACUCACUUGGUAGGGAUUGUGAUAUCCUCGAGUAGGUUUGGGCUGGCACAAGACUCUUUACAUAAAUAGUGUUUAUGUAUUUGCAUGUUGCUACUAUGCUUUAUUUUUGUUAGUUCUCAAUGAUAUUGACCACAUAAAAGCUUGUCAAACCUUUCCCGGCUGUGCUGGAAAUUUGGAGACAAUUAUUUUGUGUGGUGCCAAAUAGUGACUUUCAGUGUUUCUUAAAGACAAGCGGAACCCAAAGGGACCAUAUGAAUGUGAAUUUAUUUUGUUUAUAUUUUUUUUUUUGCCCCACACUACGUUGCCAAAGCGAAAUGGACUGUUUGUUGGGGAAAGUUGUGUUGUUGUUGCCUUUUUCUUCUCACAUGUGGUUGCCCUCCUUGGCGAGGUACGUGGUGAAUAUUUAGGCAGAGCGUGCUAGAAAUGUCACGUUGAUUAUGCAGCUUUGUUCACCUGCUUGCCGUUGCGCAUACGUGCCGACAAUUCGGAGGGAGCCCCUGACCCUCAGGUCACCCGUACCGCUGGCGAUUUUCCUGACGCGAAAUUUGAUUGCCGCUAGCUAUUGCGCAAGGCCGAGUCGUACUUAGCGCUGGUAUGCUGCACUCGCUCGAAAUAGCUUUGAGCAGCAGCUGUACAUCUGAAAGACGCACACAGUCGGAAGUGGAAAACGCCUGGAAGUAACUUUUGCCGGACGGACCGCCAUUUGCCUUGCUGAAGCCUCCAGGAGUGUCGCAAAGUGCCUGAGUUGUUUGCCCUGUGUGUGUGUGGUCUUUUUUUUUUCUUUGCGCUUUGCUAGAGUCUGAAUGUUCUUCAAAUUUUUCAUCGCUGUUUGUGGAUUUGUGCUCGUUCGAACGCUCUCACGCUUGUUCUUUCCCGUCCCUAUGUUCUUAUAUUUGGCAGCGGUAUGUGUGCCUUCGGUUUUAGCAUUUGCUUUCGUCGCUCAUGAUGCACAAAUGUUUCUGACACUAGAGAACACGCUAUUUUUGAUAGCACACCUUAGUGCUGUCGUUGUUCACGAUGCUGUUCAAGCUUUCUUCGUGUGAAAGUGUCUUGCAUGACUGACUGGCUACUCUCAUUGUGUACUGCCGGGUACUGGACAGUAUGCUUAUGUACUGUCAACAAAUGUUGAAGCUGUACUGUUUGAGUAGUUUGCAUCGGUUCUAAACACAUUGCUACCAAAGGUGCCUUAUUGAGUGGAGGAUGAGAAGUGUGGGAUGAUAAGAGAUUUCGUUUGCAAACGCGAGUCAUUCUAGGUAUGCCGGGAAAUAAAAUUUUUUUCAACCUAAGAA